Molecule: messenger RNA, 1338 nt
Organism: Punctularia strigosozonata HHB-11173 SS5
Lineage: Eukaryota; Fungi; Basidiomycota; Agaricomycetes; Corticiales; Punctulariaceae
Product: glycoside hydrolase family 16 protein
Exons: 8
Coding region: 298-1302 (334 amino acids)
Biological process (GO): glucan catabolic process
Molecular function (GO): hydrolase activity, hydrolyzing O-glycosyl compounds
Source: RefSeq, a predicted model, not a curated record
GAAGGUCCGACUUUCUGCAGCUUUCCGUUCGUUCUUGGUUGUCCAGCGCCAUAUCGAAGAGCCCCGGGCCCAAGAUAGUACCAUCAGCGUGUGGAUCCCGUCGGCGUUGCACAAGGCGAUGGGGAUCAGCUGAGCGAAGGAUCCGGGACCUUCACUGGAUGCAUCGGACGCCCAAUGUAACACCUGCUUUGAUGAAUGUUUCGUCCUCCUUUGAGCGAGCGUAGCCGGCAGUAUAUAAGCGUCGGUGCCUAAACAUCACCAUCCAAUGCACAUCUUGCGGCGCUCUCACCUCUUAAUAUGAAGCUCUCCAUCUACAUCUCAGCUGCCCUCGCCGCAACCUGCAACACCUUGGCUGCCAGUUAUUCGCGAAAAAGCAAUGUCGUCGGCAACGGCUUCUACGACUUUUUCUCCUUCCAGGCCGUCUCCGAUCCCACCAACGGUCGCGUCAACUACGUGAACAAAGCGACCGCGCAAUCGCAGAACCUCACCUACGCCUCGUCCGACACCUUCAUCCUCCGCGCAGACUACAAGAACACGUUGAGCGCGAGCGGGCCCGGGCGCAACUCUGCCCGGAUCCAGUCCAACAACGCCUACUCGACCCACGUCGCGAUCUUCAACAUACGUCACAUGCCCCAAGGCUGCGGCACCUGGCCCGCGAUCUGGGAAGUCGGUCCAAACUGGCCAAACGAGGGAGAGGUCGACAUCCUCGAAGGCGUGAACGACGUCGGACCCAACCAAGCCACGCUUCACACCGGCGCAGGCUACACCAUGCCCUCAAGCCAGAGCGCUCAGAACGGGCGAGUGUCUCCUCCAAUCCCUCCCUGGAAGCCACACGCAUCGAUCCCGACCUUACGUAUAUCACCCAGAAUCCAAGUCGGCACCGACUGCGAAGGCAGCACCGGCUGCGGCGUGCAGGAGCGCUCGGACCGAAGCUACGGCCCGGCGUUCAACGGCGCCGGCGGGGGCUGGUACGCAAUGGAGCGCACGUCGAGCUCCAUCAAAGUCUGGUUCUGGUCCCGCUUAGACACCUCCGUCCCGGCCGAGGUGAAGAACGGCGCGACGUCCAUCGACACGAGCAGCUGGGGCACCCCGUUCGCGUACUUCUCCGGCGCAGACUGCGACAUCGACUCCAAGUUCGGCCCGAACCAGAUCAUCAUCAACCUCACCUUCUGCGGCGACUGGGCCGGGUCCGCAUACGGCUCAUCAGGAUGCCCCGGCACCUGCGUCGACUACGUGAACAACAACCCGUCCGCGUUCCAGAACGCCUACUUCGACCUCGCGUGGAUGAACAUCUACCAGUGACCUCUCUCCCCUCCCGCCUUCCGUCUUCAUCUUCUC